AUGAAACUAUUCGGAUUUCUACUGUGUUUUGUGGCUGUGAUCAGUUUUCGGGCAAGUGCAGUUCCGCCGGAGCAGGAUCAAAUACGCACAGCUUUACCCUGGCUAUAUCUUUUGGCAUAUCAGGGAGCCCUUUCACAAGUUCCCAUCGCGAGACCACAAGAUGAGGCAUCCAUGAAGCUGACCCAAUCUGAUGAGAUGGCCAACAGCAACUUGGUACGGGAGCAGUUUCUCCAAGGAAUUCUUCAGGGCUUACAGCAACCUGGAACUCAAUCAAGUGCUCCCACAAUUUCACCCGCUUUGCUGGCAGACAUUAUUGCACAAGCUACUACUACAACAAAAAAGCCGACUGUAGAAAAGGAUAUCAACGGACCAGAUAACGAUGAAGAUGUCGACUACAUAGACUUUAAGAAUGGGUCUCGGAUCAAGUAUGAUUUGGAUGAGGUAGAGCAGCCGGUAAACAAAAUUCUCCAGCGAACAACAAGGCGUUCAAUGGCGUCUCGACCACAAAGCUCUAACAACGUUAUCUACUAUAGAACGCCUGUAAGAUAUGUUUACUAUAGACCUCCUUUAUACUACUACCGAGGCGGCUAA
Molecule: messenger RNA, 591 nt
Organism: Drosophila ficusphila
Lineage: Eukaryota; Metazoa; Arthropoda; Insecta; Diptera; Drosophilidae
Exons: 2
Coding region: 1-591 (196 amino acids)
Source: RefSeq, a predicted model, not a curated record